GAGGCAGCGCAGAGAAGAAAACUAGGCAUUGGUUUCUCUCUCUAGCUUGGACGAGUGAAUUAGAUUCAUCAUCAAGAUGUCGUCUCUGAUAGCAGAAGAUGUGAAGAGCAGAUCAGAGGUGUACCACGGGGACGAAAUGUGCCAAGUGAAGUCCAAGGAGCUUCUCAAGGAAAUCGCCCUCCCCAACGGCCUUCUUCCCCUCAAGGACAUGGAGGAGUGCGGCUACGACAGACAAACCGGCUUCGUCUGGCUCAAACAAAAGAAGAGUUACACCCACAAGUUCGACAAGAUCGGAAAGCUUGUCUCCUACGCGCCCGAGGUAACUGCUCAUGUCCAACAAGGUAAAAUUACCAAACUCACCGGGGUUAAGACCAAGGAGCUCUUGCUCUGGAUCACGCUCAGUGAUAUCUAUGUUGAUGACCCUCCCACUGGCAAAAUCACCUUCAAGACCCCUGCCGGCCUAUUUAGGUCUUUUCCUGUCUCCGCUUUCGAGAUUCAGGAGGAGCCUGAGGCUAAGGACACUACUAAGCGCGUGCCGGAUACCGCUGAGCCUGUGCAAGUCAAGGAACUCUGAUUUUAUUCUCAAACAAGGUCGCCGUGGUGGUUAGCGUGCAAAAUAUAUUUAUAUAUAUAUAUAUGUUUAUUAAUAAGUUUAUUUAUGUUACCUUUUAUGUUAAGCUUUCAGAUAUUGUGCGGCUUUAUUGCUAAUUAACCAUCAUCUCCUUGUUCUGGCUUUGAAAAGAAAAUGGAUUACGAUAUUGUUAUUUCUUUCAUA
Messenger RNA from Glycine soja, 775 nucleotides. RefSeq lists its product as uncharacterized. The transcript has a single exon. The record is from RefSeq and is a predicted model, not a curated record. Lineage: Eukaryota; Viridiplantae; Streptophyta; Magnoliopsida; Fabales; Fabaceae. Bases 77 to 574 code for a protein of 165 amino acids.